AUGUUAACGCUACCGUUUGACGAAUCUGUUGUAAUGCAAGAGUCCCAGAUCUGCAGAAAUCUUUCCAGAGAAAAUGAAGACCAAAAGCAAAUUAAAAAGCCAGAAAUCUUUGUAAAACAGAUUAUGCACCAAGGAACAAAUUUUGAAAGAUCUCCAGCAGAAUACACAGAAAAAGAGGAAAUAGAUGACCGAGAGGAAGAGGAUGAAAAUGGUUUGCCCAGGAGGAGAACUCUUCGGAAAAAAAAAAUGACCAAGAUGAGAAUGGAUAGAGUUAAAUUUAGGCGUCAGGAAGCAAAUACCAGGGAAAGAAAUAGAAUGCACGGCUUGAAUGAUGCACUGGAUAAUUUAAGGAAAGUGGUCCCUUGUUAUUCCAAAACACAAAAGCUGUCUAAAAUUGAAACUUUAAGGCUGGCAAAAAAUUAUAUAUGGGCUCUUUCAGAAAUCUUACGAAUUGGCAAGAGGCCUGAUCUGCUGUCAUUUGUCCAAAACUUGUGCAAAGGUCUCUCCCAGCCAACAACAAACUUGGUGGCAGGAUGUCUACAGCUGAAUGCCAGAAGUUUCUUAAUGGGUCAGACAGGAGAAACGGCCCAUCACACCAGAUCUCCCUAUUCUACUUUCUACCCACCCUAUCACAGCCCAGAUCUGAACACUCCCGCAGGUCAUGGAACGUUUGACAGUUCCAAGUCCAUGAAACCCUACAAUUAUUGCAGCCCAUAUGAAUCUUUCUAUGAAAGCACAUCUCCUGAGUGUUCAAGCCCACAGUUUGAAGGCCCCUUAAGUCCUCCCCCAAUUAACUAUAAUGGGAUAUUCUCCCUCAAGCAAGAAGAAGGUUUGGACUAUAGCAAAAACUACAAUUAUGGCAUGCAUUAUUGUGCAGUGCCACCCAGGGCUCCCCUUGGGCAGAGUUCUGUAUUCAGGUUGCCUACAGAGAGUCACUUCCCUUACGACCUACAUCUGCGCAGCCAGUCACUCACCAUGCAAGAUGAAUUAAAUGCAGUUUUUCAUAAUUAA
Ahaetulla prasina is the source of this 1011-nucleotide messenger RNA. It is a transcript of the gene NEUROD6, whose product is annotated as neuronal differentiation 6. NCBI's taxonomy places the organism in Eukaryota, Metazoa, Chordata, Lepidosauria, Squamata, Colubridae. Gene Ontology annotation, molecular function: protein dimerization activity. Gene Ontology annotation, biological process: nervous system development; regulation of DNA-templated transcription. The transcript has a single exon. The coding region runs from base 1 to 1011 and encodes 336 amino acids. The record is from RefSeq and is a predicted model, not a curated record.